Messenger RNA from Westerdykella ornata, 876 nucleotides. RefSeq lists its product as uncharacterized. The record is from RefSeq and is a predicted model, not a curated record. The transcript has a single exon. The coding region runs from base 46 to 678 and encodes 210 amino acids. Lineage: Eukaryota; Fungi; Ascomycota; Dothideomycetes; Pleosporales; Sporormiaceae.
AUGCACGUGAAGCAUACGCUAUGAAGCAGAAUAUAACGACUUGCAAUGCACAUCCUCAUUCUCUCUCUGGAAGGCUUUUCAUUCUCUGCCCGUCAGCUCUACGAACAUCUUCUUCCAGAUCUACUCUCCAAAGCAAUAGUACACGAGUCCACAUCCAUCCAGGACGCACUGUUCUACAUCAACACACGCUGGCCCACGGCUAUCCUAGUCACGGAUGGCGUGAUAGCCAGCGAUUCGGAAGACGGCAGAAAACUCCUCUCGGCCGUGAAGAACAUCACCAGACAGGGCUGUACGACCGUGUUGGCCGGCUUCUUCACCCUGUCCGUGUUUGGGGAGAGGCUCACGGGCUUCCUGCGAGACAACUUCGAUUUAAGAUGGGAAGGGGAUAAUGACGAGCCCAUCGUUCGCACUACUGCACUUGGAUCAUCGGAUGAGAAUCUUAUUGUGACAUCUGGGCUUAAUCGACGAUUCACACCUGAGGCAUAUUUCCUCCGCAAGGUGCCAAAGGAACAAGCCGUCUAUGUCUCUAUUGCCAAUGGCCACACGUUGGCGUAUGCCGCCAUAGCAAGGAUUGGCCUGGGGAAACUGGGUUAUGUUGGUGAAGCCAACUUCUCCGAGGAAGCUGAAGCACUUAUUCUUGCCAUGUGCCACUUGGGUCAUGAUGUAGGAUUUGAGUAACACGUAUGAUGCGACUGGUUGGGUUCAUCAUACUGCUAGAUGAUGACCAGAGUGGUUAACGAUAGAUAUGACCUUUUCAUUCGUCUAUAAAUUUCCUACAACCAAACGCCGAGCUGAAUUAUAAAUAUAUUCUACAAUGGAGGAAAGUGGUAUCAGCAGGAACCAACAGGAUUAAUACCCAACAGAUGCCCAUCGUAU